This is a messenger RNA of Exserohilum turcica Et28A, 1731 nucleotides long. RefSeq lists its product as uncharacterized. Gene Ontology annotation, molecular function: metalloaminopeptidase activity. Gene Ontology annotation, biological process: proteolysis. The coding region runs from base 52 to 1395 and encodes 447 amino acids. Lineage: Eukaryota; Fungi; Ascomycota; Dothideomycetes; Pleosporales; Pleosporaceae. The transcript has 4 exons. The record is from RefSeq and is a predicted model, not a curated record.
UUCACGGCCACCCGCAACAUUUGAAGCAUUCACCUUUGUUGCACAAUCAGCAUGGCCGCCGCAGUAGCAGACGAUGUCGCCAACCUGAAGUUGGACGACUCACAGAGUAAGCCAACAAACGGUGAUAAGCCCGUAGGCGACGCCGAUCACGAAGACUCGGACGACGAUAACGAAGCCGAGGAUGGCGCACCAGAGGCCGGCGAAGGGGCAGCGAAAAAGAAGAAGAAGAGAAAGCCCAGGAAGAAGAAGAAGCCUGGCGCUGCCGGUGGUGGUGGCGGACCCAAGGUGCAAACGUCACCACCUCGCGUCCGCAUCGACGAGCUCUUCCCCAACGACUCGUAUCCAGAGGGUGAAAUCCAGGAAUACGUCAAUGAGAACACGUACCGAACCACGAGCGAAGAGAAGCGCCACCUCGACCGCAUGAACAACGACUUCCUCGCUGAAUAUCGCAAGGGCGCGGAAAUUCACCGUCAAGUGCGGCAAUGGGCACAGGGCUUCAUCAAGCCUGGCAUGUCACUGACGGAAAUUGCCGAGGGUAUUGAAGACUCUGUCCGCGCUCUGACAGGCCAUCAGGGUCUCGAGGAUGGAGACGGACUCAUAGCCGGCAUGGGUUUCCCGACUGGUCUCAGCAUAAAUCAUUGCGCUGCGCACUACACGCCAAAUGCGGGCAACAAGAUGGUUGUCAACUACGAGGAUGUCAUGAAGGUUGAUUUUGGUGUCCACAUCAAUGGCCGUAUCGUCGACAGCGCCUUUACAGUGACCUUUGAUCCCGUAUACGACAAUCUCAUCAACGCGUGCAAAGCUGCCACAAACGCUGGUAUCAAGGAGGCUGGUAUCGACGUCCGCAUGAGCGAUAUUGGUGCUGCCAUUCAGGAGGUUAUGGAGAGCUACGAGGUGGAAAUCAAGGGCCAGAUGUUGCCUGUCAAGUGUAUAAGGAACUUGAACGGACACUCUAUUGGACACUUUACCAUUCACGGCGGUAAGACGGUGCCCAUUGUCAAGGGAGGCGACCAGACAAAGAUGGAGGAAGGAGAAACUUUUGCCAUUGAAACAUUUGGUAGCACAGGAAAGGGUUACGUUCGAGAUGAUAUGGAAACUUCACAUUACGCCAAGAGAGCCGAUGCUCCCAAAGUCGCCCUCCGUGUCUCGUCUGCAAAGACGCUGCUCAACUCCAUUACCAAGAACUUUGGCACUCUGCCUUUCUGUAGGCGAUAUCUGGACCGCUUGGGUCACGACAAGUAUCUCUUGGGCUUGAACAAUCUGGUUAGCGCUGGUAUCGUCGAGGCGUACCCGCCGCUGUGCGAUAUCAAGGGAAGCUACACGGCACAGAGUGAACACACCUUUGUGCUCAGGCCAACAUGCAAGGAAGUCCUCAGUCGCGGCGACGACUACUAGGUCUAUCUUUUCUCUCGAAGCCCACGACGCCCUUCUCCCUCCAUGAAAUGUAAGGGGAAAAGGGCAAUUAUUCGCCUAAGAAAACGUUUCACAAGUAACUCAACACACAUACCAAAACUAACCGCAUUACCAUCAAAUCACCAGCAUGAAUUACCUUUUUUGGGGGGAGGUUUUGUUCCAAAUGAACACAGUCUGGGGUCGUGGCGCAGAGGUUCCGUUUGUGAAAUCCAUAAACUUUUUGCAUGUAUGUACAUAUGGCGGGAAGAGAGAGAAAAAAAAGAAAUAAUGGAAACUUCAGUACAAAAACAACGAGUCUAUUAAUGUAGCAAUAUCACC